Messenger RNA from Micromonas pusilla CCMP1545, 1071 nucleotides. RefSeq lists its product as uncharacterized. The record is from RefSeq and is a predicted model, not a curated record. The transcript has a single exon. Bases 1 to 1071 code for a protein of 356 amino acids. NCBI's taxonomy places the organism in Eukaryota, Viridiplantae, Chlorophyta, Mamiellophyceae, Mamiellales, Mamiellaceae.
AUGGCGGAGCACGUCCAGGACGACGACUCCCCCUGGGUCGUCGUCAAGCUCGAGCCGACGUCGGACGAGGAGCGGUGCGAGGAAUACGACGAAGAGCCGGAGGGUGAGCCAGACGAGACGGACGAGGACGAGGGCGACGACGGCGACGACGCGUCGCGCGGAGUUGAGAAAGAGUCUAAUAAUUCCGACGACGACGACGACGCGCCGGACGCUCCCACGGUCGCUCCCCGCGACGUCGACGUCGACGACGACGCGGUCGCGACGCGCAGUGACCUCCCUCCCGCGGCGACCGUCGCCGCGGAGACGACGCCGACGGUCGCCGCGACGUCGACGUCGCCGGUCGAUCGCAUCACGCACAAGUGCACCGUGAAAGGAUGCGUCUCGAACAAGGCGAGGCACAAGGGGUUCGCCGCGCUCAAGUCUCUCGUCGCGCACGUGAUGAUCACGCACAGCAAAAGCGCGCAGGCGAAGGCGUACCGCGAGGAAGGGUGGGAGAAGCGACGCCGCGUGCACGAGGUGACGCUGAACAAGUCGAAGAGAGUCGAAGAGAAGGCGGGACCCCCGAGCGGCGGCGGCGGCGGCGGCGGGGAGAAGGACGAGAAGACGCCUUCGAGCGCGUCGGACGCCGAGUGGCGGGACGCCACGGCGCCCGCGGAGACGACGGACCCCGCUACCGAGACCGCGGCGCCGCAGAGAGAGAAAGAAGAAGAAGACGAAGAAGAAGAGAAGGUUGGGUACGACCCGGACGAGCUUCUCAACGAGCUCAGGGCGGCGGCGAGCGUGGACGUCGUGAAACCGCCGACGCGCGCGACGCGGCCGCUCGUGGAAGCCGUCGCGUUGAAACGCGCGUGGCGGCUGACGACGGAGGCGGCGACGGUGAAAACGGUUAAGGAUAAGCCGUUACUCAAUCCGCGGCAGCGCGCGCAGAAGCAGCGGGAAGAGAAGUUUAAGAAGAUGGAGCUGAAGCUCAUCGAGGAGAAGGACGCGAGACGUAAGGCGGAGGAGGAGGCGGAGCGGUUGCGUCGGUGCGUUCUAUACACUGGUCCCCAUACGACCGCGUUCGCGUUGUGA